Molecule: messenger RNA, 3627 nt
Organism: Suricata suricatta (meerkat)
Lineage: Eukaryota; Metazoa; Chordata; Mammalia; Carnivora; Herpestidae
Gene: GATB
Product: glutamyl-tRNA amidotransferase subunit B
Exons: 13
Coding region: 14-1687 (557 amino acids)
Biological process (GO): mitochondrial translation; glutaminyl-tRNAGln biosynthesis via transamidation
Molecular function (GO): glutaminyl-tRNA synthase (glutamine-hydrolyzing) activity
Source: RefSeq, a predicted model, not a curated record
CUCUGGAGGGGCAAUGGCGGCGCCCAUGCUGCGCGGGUGCUGCCUUGGAAGGCAUUGGGCUUUAGCCUGCAUUGACGGCGGUUCUCGACACGGAAGAGGGGCCGCGACUGGGUUCACGUCCAGCGGGAAAAGGGGACAAAGCUUCGUGGCUCAGCAGCCCCACAUCACGGCCCAGAAGUCAAGGAAAGGUGAACACAAAUGGGAAGCUGUGGUAGGUUUGGAAAUUCAUGCCCAGAUCGCCUCUAACUCUAAACUCUUCUCUGGAUCUCAAGUCCACUUUGCAGCACCUCCAAAUUCUUUGGUAUCUUUUUUUGAUGCCUCUCUGCCUGGAACUCUGCCGGUUCUCAACAGGAGAUGCGUCGAAGCGGCGGUGAUGACAGGCCUGGCACUGAACUGCCACAUAAACAAGAAGUCCUUGUUUGACAGGAAGCACUACUUCUAUGCAGACCUCCCUGCAGGCUACCAGAUUACUCAGCAGAGACUCCCGAUUGCGGUGAAUGGGAGCCUGGCGUACAGUGUCUGUGUGGGGAAGAGAUGGAGGCAGGUGAUCACCAAGACCGUGAGGAUCAAGCAGAUCCAGCUGGAGCAAGACAGCGGCAAAAGCCUCCACGAUGAGCUGCGGUCUCAGACGCUCAUCGAUUUGAACAGGGCAGGAGUUGGCCUUCUGGAAGUGGUGCUGGAGCCGGACUUGUCCUGUGGAGAAGAGGCAACAACAGCUGUCAGAGAGCUGCAGCUGAUACUUCAAGCCCUGGGGACCAGCCAGGCAAAUAUGGCAGAGGGCCAGUUAAGAGUGGAUGCCAAUAUAUCUGUGCACCAUCCUGGGGAGCCUUUGGGUGUUCGAACUGAAGUGAAGAAUCUCAACAGCGCCAGGUUCCUGGCCAGAGCAAUAGACUAUGAAAUUCAGAGACAAAUCAACGAACUUGAGAAUGGAUGUGAAAUUCUGAAUGAAACUCGCUCAUUUGACUACAAGCUAGGGUGCACCGUACCGAUGAGAGACAAAGAAGGAAAACAAGACUACAGGUUUAUGCCCGAGCCCAACCUGCCUCCCCUGCUUCUCUAUGACACCGCGUCUCUGCCUGCCGGUGCUGACCCGCAGCAAGUGAUCAACAUUGACCAGAUCCGGGAGCAGCUCCCUGAGCUCCCCAGUGAGACUCGGGAGAAGCUCAUUCAACAGUAUGGGAUGCUGCCAGAACACAGCUUCGCCUUACUGAAUGAAGUUGGCCUACUGGAGUUCUUCCAGAAUGUGAUAAAAGAAACUAGGGCAGAGCCAAAAAAAGUAACGAGUUGGGUCCUCAACAUUUUUCUGGGUUUUUUAAAGCAACAGAACCUUGCUGUCAAUGAGAGUCCUGUCACACCUUCCGCGCUGGCUGAGCUGCUCAACCUGCUGGACAGAAAAGUAAUCUCUUCAUCAGCAGCUAAACAGGUGUUUGAGGAACUGUGGAGGGGUAAAGGGAAGACGCCGUCGCAGAUUGUGUCAGAAAGGAAGCUUGAACUGAUGCAGGAUGCAGAGGCACUGGAACGGGUGUGCCAUGCCGUGAUGGAGGGGCAUCCUCAAGUGGUCAUGGACAUGAAGAGGGGAAACCCCAGAGCUAUAAACAAACUGAUUGGGUUGGUCCGAAAAGCAACUCACAGCCGAGCAGAUCCGACUGUGAUAAAGGAGAUCCUGGAGAAGCAGCUGUCGUCAUGAGAGGUUCUGGGCGGGUCUCCGCCUGAGGGAGAGCAGAGCGAGCGAGCCUGAGAACCGGCGCCUCCCAGUCCUUGGCCCCCCCGACGCUGUGCCCUGGGAUGCCACCUGCACCAACCAGCAGCGACAGCCCCAUCGGCCUCGGCGUGGAAACGGACCCAGGGUGGCUGCGGUGGUGCUGAAGGAGCACAUUCCAGGCCUUAGGGAUCCUGAACUGAAACACACGGCUCUAGGAAAACUUACCAUUCCGCAUUUCCCUUAACAAGUAUUUCUGAGUAAGUUCCAAAAGCCAGGCACUGCCAUAGGUGCCAGGCCAUGAGCAAGAGGGACUGUGGUCUGGAUGCAGUAUUUUAGUCCUGCAAGAUGAGUGGAGAUGAAAACCACAGCAGCACAGACAUGCCGUAAACACGCGGUUGGGAAGCGGGGGCUAGUCACGCCGGCCCGCACUCAUCCCAGAGUAGAAGUGACCUUGCCCGCCCGCGCAGCUUCCCAGGGAUCCCCGGGAGGCAGAGGUCUGAGAAUACAUGAAACAGUAUUUGUAAUAAAAAAAAAUAGGUUUUCAAAUAAAUUUAAUGAACAAAAUAUAUACUGAAAUAUCACAUAAAAAAUUAACUUACACUUCAAAGAUUGUGCAGCUGACAAGCCCCCCCACCCCACCCUCAGGCCAAAGGAAAAAAACCUGUAACAUUAAAUUGAUUUGUUUUGCCUGGGAAGAAUAAGAUUGUAAACCAGUACAUCAGAGUCCUGACCUUUAAUGGUAAUUGUGGUGCAGUUAACACCCUCUCCGUGAAGGCCGGGCUGCCUUCACCCCUGCUCCUGUGACAGUGAUGCCGUAGUCCUGUGGCACAGAGUGUCACCGCGAGCCUUCGUUAGCUCAGACUCACGGCGCUCAAAGACCACUUGCCCGAAUGCCGCCUCGUAACAGCACGUGUCCGACAGUGGCGUGAGACAGCGGACUCCUUCCUCGGAGGCUCUGACUUCACCGGAUUCUCCAGCAUUUCUGUCAUGAAUGGUGGCAGCUGGGGAACCGGAGCAAAGCAGACCUUCCCCGUCGCCAGUGUAGCAAUGAGCGGCGCCCCGGUGCGGGCAGUUGCUCAGACGUCCCUACCUAAGCGUCCCCCUGACCCAGCCAGACGAGCAGGGACACACAGGAAACCAGUUGUGGGGUUUAUUCCAGACAAGCAUAAAGAGGUAAGGUUUUUAAAAACUUGCGACAAAACAAGUGGCUCAGAAUUGAGAGAGAACUUUUACCUCACGCAGGCAGCCAUGUGCCUCCCCCGCACGCAUUCUGUUCCAGUACUGACAACCUGCUGGGCCUAGAGGCAGAGUAUUUUUUUUCUCGAGAGAGAAGGGCUGAGUCCAUCCUCUCUCCACACUGUGCAGGUCUGAAUUACAAAUGGGGAAGGGCCUUCUGAGACCGGAUUCUGACAGGACUGUUUUUGUAAGAAAUAAUAUGGUUCUGUUUUGUCUUACAAACUCCAUUUUCACCAAAGGUCUGGCUUCCUGGUAAUCAGACUUUACAAAAGAUGAUACUGGAGGAUCUUUCCAGACCCUUUUAAAUCAAGGCCUUGCUAAAAUGGGUGAUGGGGGUGGGGAGGCAGCUAGAUGAAGAUAGUUUCCCAAAAUUAUGUCCGUUGUAGACUGUGUAAUGGACUGAUCAUUUCCAGAGAAAAAUGCCAUCAUGAAAACACCUGAUCUUUUCAGCCUGUCUACCUCUGACAAUUGCCCAUGGUCUUGAAUGCCCAUUUUUGAAAUCCUGAGAAUUUGACAGUUCUGUUAAUAGAAAAAGUAAAAUCAAAGCACAGUUCAGAUCUCUUACUUGGAAUAUGACUGACUAUAUGUUCAAAAGAUCUGUUUGCAGAACAGAGUCAAAUUCACCAAGUCUGACUCUGCUCAUAAACGGGCCUCAAAUACACUUUUAAAUACAUUUUUGCAUCAAGUGA